Messenger RNA from Hirsutella rhossiliensis, 207 nucleotides. RefSeq names its product translation machinery associated TMA7 domain-containing protein. Lineage: Eukaryota; Fungi; Ascomycota; Sordariomycetes; Hypocreales; Ophiocordycipitaceae. The record is from RefSeq and is a predicted model, not a curated record. The coding region runs from base 1 to 207 and encodes 68 amino acids. The transcript is spliced from 3 exons.
AUGGGUGGCGGCAACCGAGAAGGCGGCAAGGCCAAGCCCUUGAAGCAGCCCAAGAAGGCGGACAAGGACCUCGACGAAGACGACAAGGCCUUUCUCGAGAAGAAGCGCGCAGAGGAAAAGGCGCGCAAGGAGAUGGCGGCCAAGGCCGGCGGGAAGGGCCCGCUUAACACGGGAUCGCAGGGCAUCAAGAAGAGCGGCAAGAAAUGA